AUGGGGAAGGAGGUUGUUGUUGCAGAGACUCCCAAAUGCAUCAGCGGAUUGGAGUUUGGCACUCUUUCCGCAGAGGAUAUAGCAGCGCAAUCCGAAGUCGAGAUCCAGACUCGGGACUUGUACGAUUUGGAAAAAGGCCGCAUACCCAAGACGGGCGGUGCCUUGGACCCCCGCAUGGGCACAUCUUCAAAUGCACAGGAAUGUCAAACGUGCCACGGCAACUUGGCUUCUUGCCAAGGUCACUUUGGCCACAUCAAGUUGGCGUUGCCCGUCUUCCACGUGGGCUACUUCAAAGCCAUCAUCACCGUCUUGCAAUGCAUAUGCAAAAACUGCGCCGCCAUCCUCCUAGACGAGAAAGCCAAACGCCAGUUCUUGCUGGAGUUGAGAAAACCCGAUAUCGAUAACUUGAAACGGAUGAAGACGCUUAAAAAGGUCCUGGACCAGUGCAAGAAACAGCGAAGAUGCUUGCUGUGCAAUCACGUCAACGGUGUCGUUAAAAAAGCCGCUAGUGGUGCCGGGCCCGCGGCGUUCAAGAUUGUCCAUGACACGUUUAGAUGGAUCGGCAAGAAAAACACCCCGGAAAAGACCCAAUGGGACCAAGAGCUCGAGGACGUGUUUCGAAGAAACCGAGAUUUGGAGAAAUUCGCCAAGAGGAUAAGCGAAGACUUCAACCCGCUCAAGACUCUCAACUUGUUCAAGCAGAUUACGCCAUCCGAUUGCGAAUUGUUCGGCAUGGAUCCCGCGAGAGGCGGCAGACCGGAAAUGUACAUAUGGAGAUACUUGCCGGCGCCACCCGUGUGCAUACGUCCCUCGGUGGCGAUGGACGCCCAGUCGAACGAAGACGACUUGACUGUCAAGUUGACGGAAAUCGUGUGGACGUCAUCGAUGAUCAAAGCGGGCAUCGUCAAGGGCAUAUCGAUGAACAACUUGAUGGAGCAGUGGGACUACUUGCAGUUGUCCGUGGCCAUGUACAUCAACUCCGACUCGGCCAAUCCAGCAUUGAUGCCCGGUGCAGGCGGCGGUGGUAGUGGUGGUAGUUCCAAAUCAGCCAAGCCAAUCCGAGGAUUCUGCCAAAGAUUGAAAGGGAAACAGGGCCGGUUCAGAGGUAAUUUGUCGGGCAAAAGAGUUGACUUCUCAGGAAGAACAGUUAUAUCACCCGAUCCAAAUCUCAGAAUCGACGAAGUGGCAGUUCCCGACCGAGUAGCCAAAGUCUUGACCUAUCCUGAAAAAUGCACUCGCUACAACAGAAAGAAACUCCAACAGUUGAUCAUCAAUGGUCCCGACCACCACCCGGGGGCCAACUACCUACAAAAGAAAACCGAGCCUGGCAAGAGAAACUUGCGAUUUGGCGAUCGCUUCAGACUAGCAAAGUCAUUGCAACCAGGCGACGUUGUAGAGCGUCACAUUGAAGACGGCGACAUUGUCCUUUUCAACAGACAGCCGUCGUUGCACAGAUUAUCGAUCUUGUCCCACUACGCCAAGAUCCGCCCCUGGAGAACGUUCCGGUUGAACGAGUGCGUGUGCACUCCCUACAAUGCCGAUUUCGACGGCGAUGAAAUGAACUUGCAUGUGCCGCAAACGGAAGAAGCAAGGGCGGAAGCUAUCAAUUUGAUGGGGGUCAAGAACAACUUGUUGACGCCCAAAUCGGGUGAGCCCAUCAUUGCCGCGACCCAGGAUUUCAUCACCGGCUCGUACUUGAUCUCCCACAAGGACACAUUUUUGGAUCGCGCGUCGCUAGUUCAGCUAUUGAGCAUGAUGUCUGAUGCAGAUGUCCAAUUUGAUAUACCACCGCCGGCGAUUUUCAAACCGGUGAUGUUGUGGACCGGCAAACAGGUGUUUUCGUUGUUGAUCAAACCAAACAAGCAAAGCAAGGUCGUCAUCAAUUUAAACGCCAAAAACAAGACAUAUCAUGCACCAGCACCGGGCUUGCCCAGCGAAAUGUCGCCCAAUGAUGGCUUUGUCAUUAUUCGAGGAUCGCAAAUCUUGAGUGGGCUAAUGGACAAGUCCACGCUCGGAGACGGAAAGAAACACUCGGUUUUCUACACCAUUCUACGAGACUAUGGCCCCGUCGAGGCUGCUACUGCCAUGAACAGAAUGGCCAAAUUGUGCGCCAGGUAUUUGGGCAACAGAGGCUUCUCCAUCGGUAUCAACGACGUUACCCCCGCGGACGACUUGAAACAAAAGAAGGAAUUGAUGGUGGAGCAAGCCUAUCUCAAGUGUGACGAGUUGAUUGACUUGUACAACAGGGGCAAAUUGGAAACCCAGCCUGGUUGCAACGAAGAGCAAACAUUGGAAGCUAAAAUCGGUGGUCUUUUGUCCAAAGUCAGAGAAGAAGUAGGUGACGUUUGCAUCAAGGAGUUGGACUCGCUUAAUGCACCAUUGAUUAUGGCCACGUGUGGCUCCAAAGGUUCCACGUUGAACGUUUCCCAAAUGGUGGCCGUUGUGGGCCAGCAAAUCAUCUCGGGCCAUCGUGUCCCCGAUGGAUUCCAAGACCGGUCGCUCCCGCACUUUACCAAAAACUCCAAGACGCCGCAAUCCAAGGGUUUUGUCCGUAACUCCUUUUUCAGUGGUCUUACCCCGCCAGAGUUUCUUUUCCACGCUAUAUCCGGUAGAGAAGGUUUGGUCGAUACCGCAGUUAAAACCGCCGAGACCGGUUACAUGUCGCGUCGUUUGAUGAAGUCGUUAGAGGAUCUCUCUUCGCAAUAUGACAAUACAGUGAGAAACUCCUCCAACGGUAUAGUUCAAUUCACCUACGGGGGUGACGGAUUAGACCCUUACGAUAUGGAAGGAGAUGCCAGACCCGUAAAUUUCAUCAGGCAGUGGGACCACGCUUACAACUUGACCUACAACAUCCACGACCAACCGUUGUUGCCCUAUGAGAUUAUCGCAGUUGUCGAUGAAAUAUUACAUCCUUUGGAGGCGCAAUUGGAUGAAGGUGUCGAUAAACAAGGCAAGACCGAGGAACAAUUGAUUGACCAAAAGGACGCCGAGCGUGAGUUUUACCAAUCGGUGCGUGACUUUAUGGUGAAGAAAGCAGAGACCUUGGCGAGACUAAGAGAAGAACGCGGACUUCGAGCAUACUUUAACAAUUAUCAGUCGGCUGACAUUGAAAACCCCAACCUAAACAAUCAAGACAACAGAGAUCAGCUCACCAAUGCAGUCAAUCAAAUCUUGAAAAUCUCCCACCAAGCCGUGCAAGUUUUCCUCAAGCAAUGUCUCUACAAAUACUCCAGAGCCAAAGUGGAAGCAGGAACAGCCGUUGGUGCAAUUGGUGCGCAAUCCAUUGGUGAGCCCGGUACGCAGAUGACGUUAAAGACGUUCCAUUUCGCUGGUGUUGCCUCGAUGAACGUCACCUUGGGUGUCCCGCGUAUUAAGGAAAUCAUCAAUGCGUCAAAGGCCAUCUCCACGCCCAUCAUCAAUGCCGUCUUGGUCAACGACGAAGACGAAAUCGCAGCGCGUGUCGCCAAGGGCAGAAUCGAAAAGACCUUAUUGAAAGAUGUCGCCUUUUUCAUCGAGGACGUCUACAAGGACAACAUGGCCUACUUGUCCGUCAAGAUCGACUUGGAGACAAUCGACAAGUUGCAGUUGGAGUUGGACAUCAACAACAUUGCCUCGGCCAUUGUGUGUGCUCCCAAGCUCAAGAUUGCCCCCGGCGACGUCUACGUGCACGGCAAGGACCGAAUCAACAUCCUUUGCAAAAUCCAGGAAUCCAAGACCGAGUCACUCAAAGCUACAGCAGAAGAGACGCAAAACGCCUUGUUUUUCCGCAUGCAAUCCCUCAAGCGCGUGGUGCCCGAUAUCUGCAUCAAAGGUUUGCCCUCGAUCUUUCGGGCCGUCAUCAACAUCAAGGACGACGGCAAGAAGGAGCUCUUGGUUGAAGGGUACGGCUUGAAGGAAGUUAUGAACACCGAAGGUAUAGUCGGCACCAAGACCACCACAAACCACAUUCUCGAAGUCAAUGAGGUUCUCGGCAUUGAAGCUGCGCGUCGCUCCAUUGUUAAGGAGAUUGACUACACCAUGAGUAACCACGGUAUGAGCGUCGACCCGCGUCACAUUCAAUUGCUAGGUGACGUUAUGACUUAUAAAGGCGAGGUUUUGGGAAUCACUCGAUUUGGCUUGAGUAAGAUGAGAGACUCCGUCUUGCAAUUGGCCUCGUUUGAAAAGACCACCGACCAUUUAUUCGACGCUGCUUUUUACAUGAAACAGGACAAGAUUGAAGGUGUCAGUGAAUGCAUCAUAUUGGGACAGACUAUGGCUAUCGGUACCGGUGCGUUUAAAUUGGUCAAGAGCAGCAAUUACGAUCAAAAAGUGUUGAGGCGGAAAAAGACCUUGUUUGAAAGCUGUUGCGAGGCGCCAGCAGCAGCAGUAGCAGCUUGA
Lodderomyces beijingensis is the source of this 4377-nucleotide messenger RNA. The record is from the annotation of a GenBank genome assembly. Lineage: Eukaryota; Fungi; Ascomycota; Pichiomycetes; Serinales; Debaryomycetaceae.